This is a messenger RNA of Carassius carassius (crucian carp), 999 nucleotides long. It is a transcript of the gene plaat1, whose product is annotated as phospholipase A and acyltransferase 1. The coding region runs from base 129 to 638 and encodes 169 amino acids. The record is from RefSeq and is a predicted model, not a curated record. Gene Ontology annotation, cellular component: cytoplasm. Gene Ontology annotation, molecular function: glycerophospholipid phospholipase A1 activity; A2-type glycerophospholipase activity. The transcript has 3 exons. Gene Ontology annotation, biological process: N-acylphosphatidylethanolamine metabolic process. NCBI's taxonomy places the organism in Eukaryota, Metazoa, Chordata, Actinopteri, Cypriniformes, Cyprinidae.
UUGAACUAUUAAACGAUCAUGACAAAAGAUGAGUACUGGCUGACGGACUUCAGGGAGAAAUUAUUUGGGUUUUAUUGUAAUCUGGGGUUUAGAGAAGCUUCUUAGAAAGCCGUGUGUUUGUGCUUCAGAUGGCCUCGAGUGAAGCUGAUAAUUCUCAGUGUGAUGAGGAGCCUCAGCCUGGAGACCUGAUCGAGAUCUUCAGACCAGCCUAUCAGCACUGGGCUCUUUACCUGGGAGACGGGUACAUCAUCAACCUCACACCUGUCGAUGAGAGUCAAGCCGCAGCUGUGUCCAGUGUGAAGUCCGUGUUCAGCCGGAAGGCUGUGGUCCGCAUGCAGCUCCUGAAGGAGGUCGUGGGAGGAGAUUCAUACCGGAUCAAUAAUAAAUAUGAUGACAGUCACACGCCACUGGCCGUGUCGGAGAUCAUUGAGCGAGCGCAGCUUCUCAUUGGACAGGAGGUGUCAUAUGACCUGCUGGGAAGCAACUGUGAGCACUUCGUCACUCUCCUGCGCUACGGGGAGGGAGUCUCUGAGCAGGCGUCACGGGCCAUAGGCGCCAUCAGUUUAGUGACGGCCGCAGCGAGUGCUUUCUCAGUGCUGGGACUGAUCAACACACGCUCCAGAAACAGACCCUUCUAGAACCACUCCAGAUCCAGCUGAGCUUUUCAUUGAGUUUGAAUGUCCUCCGUACUCAGGAUUCUUUGGCUGAAAAGUUGUGUUAAAAUGAAAAUGAACCUUUGCUGUGAUAACUUGACAUAGUAUCCAAAGAAUGGAAAUAAAAACGGUAGUAAACUAGGAUUUAGCCUGUAAAAAAAUAUUUUUUACAUUUAAUAUCAAUUAUUUUUAUUUAUAGUUUAAAUUAUUCCAAAGUGUUUUUUAUUAAUUUAUUGUAAAAUUUUAGACCAUGUUACUAAGUUGCAAUGCAAUGUUAAUACAAUGCAAUGCAAUUUUGCUGUGAUUUUAUCUGGAACUCACGUCAUAAAAUAAAAAUGUAGCUUGC